AUGAUGUAUGCCACCCAAAACUCAAACUGGCAGGUCCUGGUGGCCAACAGAAAGACCCUGGUUUCGUGUAUCCUGGGUCUUUUCUUCAUCGCCCUGGUGGCCGAUCUCCGUGCCGAUGGAGCGAGCCACAGCCAGAACACUCUGUUCAAGCGCGAUACCACCGCUGAUGCAGCCAUUUGGCAGCCAGCCGCCGGUGUCAAAUGGCAAAUCCAGUUGAUCGAUGCCGUUGAAGAUACCACCGUCGACGCCGAUAUCUGGGACAUCGACAUGUUCGACAACACCGCCGAAACGAUCUCCACCCUCAAGGGCAAAGGACACAAGGUCAUCUGCUACUUCUCCGCCGGAACUUCCGAAGACUGGCGCCCAGAUUUCAGCAAGUUUGACUCUGCCGACUUCGGCAGCAACCUCGACGAGUGGCCCGGCGAGCGCUGGCUCAACAUCAAAUCCAGCGGCGUGCGAUCGAUCAUGAGUUCCCGUUUGGACUUGGCAAAGGAGAAGGGCUGUGACGGUGUUGACCCGGAUAACAUUGAUGCGUAUGGCAAUGAGAACGGACUCGGUCUCACCGAGGCUGACUCGAUUGACUUCCUCACUUUCUUGGCCUCCGAGUCUCACUCGAGAGGAAUGUCUAUUGGACUCAAGAAUGGUGGCGAUAUCAUUGGCUCUGUUAUUGACAAGAUGCAAUGGUCUGUCAACGAACAGUGUGCUGAGUACAAUGAGUGCGAUGUCUAUGCUGCUUUCACGGAGGUCAACAAGCCUGUCUUCCACAUUGAAUACUCCGAUGAGACUAUCGAGUCUAGCAGCUCCGGCAGUACUGCUUCUUCCACCGAUUCCGACACAGAUAGCGAUGCCACUACCACCAGCACUGCCAAGGCCACUGCUACCUCUGCUUUGACAGCGGAUGACGAUGAUGAUGCCACCAACGAGGGUAGCGUCAAGGCUAUUGAAUCCGCUACUGGCACCACUACUGUCGCUGCGUCUGCCACUGCUUCUGCCACUAUUUCUGUUACCACCACAUCCACUGCUGCUGCCACUGACGCAUCUGACGCAACCAAUGACGAAGACAACAAAGACAACGAAGAUGAUGAGGACGAGGAAGACGAGGAGGAUGAAGAAGAUGAGGAGGAUGAAGAAGAUGAAGAAGACGAAGAGGAUGAGGUUGAGGUUGACGACGAAGAAGCUACCGACCCCAAGCCCAAGCACAAUUACGGACACGGACACCACAAGCUUCGUGCCAGAGCUGUUCUUUCGGCUUCGCUCAAGACCUCGGCUUGCAAUGCGGCCAGCGCUGACAAGUUCUCUACUGUCAUCAAGAACAUGAACCUCGAUGCCUGGGUCGAGUACUGCUAG
Messenger RNA from Penicillium olsonii, 1347 nucleotides. Lineage: Eukaryota; Fungi; Ascomycota; Eurotiomycetes; Eurotiales; Aspergillaceae. The record is from the annotation of a GenBank genome assembly.